Molecule: messenger RNA, 410 nt
Organism: Habropoda laboriosa
Lineage: Eukaryota; Metazoa; Arthropoda; Insecta; Hymenoptera; Apidae
Gene: wrm1
Exons: 2
Coding region: 1-390 (129 amino acids)
Source: RefSeq, a predicted model, not a curated record
AUGUCCAUUCUAGACGAAAGAGAGGAUUAUCUGAAGAAUCCAUUCCUUGGGAAACCAGAAUAUGGUGAUUUUACUCCAUUUUAUGUCACUGUCACUAUCUGCUCUCUGAUAUUUACAUUCCUGUGCCUUUUAAAUAUUGGAUUUUGUUGGUGCUCCCGUCAUAGAAGUUAUUGGCAAAGUCCUCAUACUGGAAAUAGGUGGAUUCAGCCUUUGUGGACAGUAUUACCACAUAAAACACCACCUCUGGACUUGAGUGAAUUAGAGCCAGGACGUGUCUUUGAGUCAGAAGAGAAACAAGAAGUUUUACAGUAUCAUAAUCCCAAAUCAUAUAGGACCUCACCACAAUCACAAGAAUAUAUGGAAAUGCAAAAACGUGAGAGCGAAAUUUAAUCGGAAAUCUUGAUAUUAUU